AUGGCGUCCUCGAAAAGUCCUGAACAGGGCCUGGAUGCAGACAGAGGUGUAGAAGUCGAAGAACGGAUUCACGGAAGAGGCGAUAGGAGAGGAGGCGCGAGAGGGGCGAGAGGGGGAAAGGGCGGAAGACCGAUGAAUAGAGAGGUGGAGGUUUCGAAGGCGCUGAGUAAAUUGCUGAGGCAUGCUGCUGAGGAGCAGGGGAUUAAAUUGGAUGAUGAGGGAUAUGCUUCGUUGGAACAGGUCAUGUCAUGGUCCCGCCUCAAAUCCCUAAACGUCUCAUUCUCCGACAUCCUCACAGCAGUAAACGACAACGCCAAAAGCAGAUUCUCCAUGAAACCUAACCCGAAAUCCCCUCAGCCCGUCCAGCCAGACUCCACCAACCCAUCCGACUGGGUAAUCCGCGCCAACCAAGGACACUCCAUCGCCAUCGAAUCCGCCUCCCUAUUAAAACCAAUAACUUUGGAAGCCGGUAACAUUCCCGAUGUCGUGGUCCACGGCACGUAUUUUGCUUUCUACCAAGCUAUUGUUGACACCGGCGGACUGAAGAAGAUGACGAGGACGCAUAUUCAUUUCGGCACCGCGUUGCCGGGGGAUAAGGGUGUGGUAUCGGGGAUGAGAAAUGAUGCUGAGUUAUUAAUUUACGUGGAUGUGAGGAAGGCGCUUGAGGAGGGGGUUUUGUGGUGGAUUAGCGAGAAUGGGGUUGUGCUUACGGAGGGGGAUGGGGAGGGAGUGCUGAGUUCGAGGUUCUUUAAGAGGGUGGUGGGGAGGAGGGAGGAGGAGUGUCCUGUUUUGUGGGUAGAUGGGGAGAGAGUUGGUGAGUUGCCUGAGAAAUUGAGGGGGAGGAAACCGCCUUUUGGGGGGAAGGGGAGAGGAGGUGGUGGGCGUGGUGGGAGAGGGAAAGGGAGAGGGGGGAGGGGAAGAGGUGGAGAUCGAGGUGAAGGAGCUGGUGUUGUUGCCAGUACCGGGGCAGAAGUGACUGGAGGAGAGCCUUAA
Glarea lozoyensis ATCC 20868 is the source of this 993-nucleotide messenger RNA. Its product is annotated as ADP-ribosylation. The transcript is spliced from 2 exons. The record is from RefSeq and is a predicted model, not a curated record. Lineage: Eukaryota; Fungi; Ascomycota; Leotiomycetes; Helotiales; Helotiaceae. The coding region runs from base 1 to 993 and encodes 330 amino acids. Gene Ontology annotation, biological process: tRNA splicing, via endonucleolytic cleavage and ligation. Gene Ontology annotation, molecular function: tRNA 2'-phosphotransferase activity.